CGGAGGCAGAUGCACCAAUCAAGUUCAUCAGCUAAUAUUUUCUCCCCGUUUUUCGAAGCUAUUCUUUCCAAAAAGAAAAAUGGCUCUCAUCUCCCAGUUGUUUGGUGAUGAAAUUUAUGACCCCUUCCUUACUAUGGUUAACAAAUGCCCUGUCCUUAACGCCCCAACAGAUUGGAAGGAAACCCCGGAGGCCCAUGUGUUUGUAUCUGAUCUCCCAGGGCUCAAGAAAGAGGAAGUGAAAGUCGAGGUUGAUGAUGGGAGGGUGCUUAAUAUUAGUGGAGAAAGGAAUGUGGAAAAGGAUGACAAAAAUGAUAAGUGGCACAGAGUUGAACGCUGCCGAGGCAAGUUCCAUAGGAGUUUUAGGCUGCCAGAAAAUGCAAAGACUGAUGAAGUCAAGGCAUCAAUGGAAAAUGGAGUGCUUGUGGUGACUGUCCCCAAGCAAGAAGUGAAGAAACCAGAGAAGAAAGUGGUUGAGAUUGAGGAGAUCAAGGGUUGAGAAACUGAAGUAAUGGUAUGAUUGAAAUAAUAUCGUUGUCAUGUUUUCUCUAAGUGAGUGUUUAUGUUUGUUCAAUGUGCAUACUUGUAUUGCAUGCAAAGUUAUAAAUAAAGUUCAUUGAUGUGCUUGU
Molecule: messenger RNA, 626 nt
Organism: Theobroma umbraticum
Lineage: Eukaryota; Viridiplantae; Streptophyta; Magnoliopsida; Malvales; Malvaceae
Product: 17.8 kDa class I heat shock protein-like
Source: RefSeq, a predicted model, not a curated record